AUGACAAGAAGAUGCUCAUUGGAGGAUGACCCUAUCUGUGGCCCGAUCAUUGAUGACGUCGUCUUCCACUCAGGUUAUAUUGAUUUCACUGCCAAACUCAGCUGUGUUCGCCAUCAUGCCCGUGAAGGAUUUGCAAGGCUAUGGAGAGGCACAAAUGCAGGUCCAGCACUGGCUGUGACCACAGUGGGAAUCUAUCUACUUUGCUAUGACAUUUUCUGCAACUGGCUAAAGGAACUCAUGGCUCAAAAUGCUCCCAGCUUGACAGUAUAUGUUCCAUUAGUUGCGGGUUCACUGGCUCGCUCAUUAGCCUAUGCUACUUGUUAUCCUAUUGAACUUGCAAGAACUUGGGUGCAGGGCGGUUCCUCAAGGAGAAAGACCUCGAGAUUAAGGCUUAGGGUGCAGAACCAGCUGAGAGUAUAA
Messenger RNA from Vitis riparia (riverbank grape), 420 nucleotides. RefSeq names its product mitochondrial carrier protein MTM1-like. The transcript has 2 exons. The coding region runs from base 1 to 420 and encodes 139 amino acids. Gene Ontology annotation, biological process: mitochondrial transmembrane transport. The record is from RefSeq and is a predicted model, not a curated record. Lineage: Eukaryota; Viridiplantae; Streptophyta; Magnoliopsida; Vitales; Vitaceae.